This is a messenger RNA of Drosophila montana, 5202 nucleotides long. RefSeq names its product kinesin-like protein 98A (gene Klp98A). NCBI's taxonomy places the organism in Eukaryota, Metazoa, Arthropoda, Insecta, Diptera, Drosophilidae. Gene Ontology annotation, biological process: microtubule-based movement. The transcript has 12 exons. Gene Ontology annotation, molecular function: microtubule motor activity; phosphatidylinositol binding; microtubule binding. The record is from RefSeq and is a predicted model, not a curated record. Bases 522 to 4277 code for a protein of 1251 amino acids.
UGCUGCUGCUGUGGCUGCUGUGGACAGCAGUAAACAAUGAAUGGUGCAAGUAGAUCAAAUAGUGUUCAAUUAUUGUUUUUAAUAUAACUAUUAUGUGGUGUGCUUGUUGCCGUCUGUGGCGCGCAACAUGAAACGCUGCAUAAGGCAACGAAAACAAAAACAAAAUAACAAGGCCAGCAACAACAACAGCAACAACAAAAACAACCCAAAAAUCGCGCAAAUUCAUAUGUACAGACAAGAAGCAAAAAGAAGAAUAACAAGAAAUAUUGCAUCAAAAUACACGGCAAAUAUUCGCGUGGUGAGCGCAAAGUGUGUGCAGGAAAAAAAACAAUAACAAUCAAAAUUACGUGGCUGUUGCUACUUAGUUAAAUACCCAAACAACCAGCCGUACUGUACAUGCCCUUCGUCGUCGCCCCCACGCCAUCACUUUUAACAUAACUGUGCAUAGCAAAGGAGUAGCAGCAGCAGAAAUAACAACACCACCAACACCAACAGGAAGAAGAAGAGCUGCAACCACCGAAAUGUCGUCGCUCAAGGUUGCCGUAAGGGUUCGCCCCUUCAACUCACGCGAAAACGAUAUGGACGCCCAGCUGAUUGUCGAAAUGGAGGGCAAGAAGACGCGCCUGCUCAAACCCCGCUUGCAGUCCAUACGCGAUGGAGGUCGCGAGGCUCAUCACGAUUUCACCUUCGACUAUUCGUACUGGUCAUUCGAUGCUGAGGAUUCACAUUUCGCCACACAGGAGCAGGUGUACAGCGAUCUGGGCAACGAUGUGGUCGACUGCGCCUACGAAGGUUACAAUGCCUGCGUCUUUGCCUAUGGACAGACGGGCUCGGGCAAGACGUUCACAAUGAUGGGCACGCCGAACAAUCCGGGCCUGAUACCGCGCAUUUGCGAGGAGCUCUUCACGCGCAUGCGCGUUGGCCAGGAGUCGGGCACAGGAUAUCGUACGCACGCCAGCUAUCUGGAGAUUUAUAACGAGCGGGUGAAAGAUCUGCUGGCGCCACAGAGCACAGGACAUGCGCUUCGCGUGCGCGAGCAUCGCAGCUUGGGUCCAUACGUGGAGAAUUUGUCACAGCAUGCGGUCUCUGACUUUGAAGAGAUACAGGAAUGCAUUGCGCGAGGCAAUGCGCAUCGCACCACGGCCAGCACCAACAUGAAUGACACGAGCAGUCGCAGUCACGCCAUCUUCACGAUUACGUUUGUGCAGGCAGUCUUCAUGAAUGACAUGCCAAGCGAAACAGUCUCAAAAAUCCACCUGGUCGACUUGGCUGGCAGUGAGCGCGCCAAUGCAACGGGCGCAACGGGUCAACGCCUGAAGGAGGGCGCUCACAUCAACAAAUCGCUUGUGACGCUGGGCAGUGUCAUCUCAGCAUUGGCGGAACAAACGAGCGCUGGCAGCGCACAUAAUGCGACCUCACUGGCCACCACACCGAACGGCGGCACCCAGCGCGUGCUGUACAUUCCGUAUCGCGACUCCAUACUCACCUGGCUGCUCAAGGACAGUCUGGGCGGCAACAGCAAGACAAUCAUGAUAGCGGCGCUGUCGCCGGCGGACUGCAAUUACAGCGAAACGCUGAGCACACUGCGAUACGCGAAUCGCGCCAAGAACAUCAUCAACAAGCCCACAGUUAAUGAGGAUGCCAAUGUGAAGCUAAUACGCGAGCUGCGCGAGGAAAUAAACAAGCUAAAAUCCAUGCUGACGGGCGAUAUUCACUCGUUGCAGCCCUCGCUCAAAGUACUGGCCGAUCUGCAAAAGAAGGAGGCGCAGGAGAAAGUGCUUACCGAAGAGUGGACAGAGAAAUGGAAGGUGGCCCAGUCCAUAUUGCAGGAGCAAAAAAGUCUGGGUCUGCGCAAAUCCGGCGUGGGCGUUGUUCUCGACUCGGAAAUACCGCAUUUAAUUGGCAUACACAAUGAUGUGACGACCGGCGUCACACUGUACAGCUUAAAGGAGGGCGAAACGCGCAUUGGCACUGAGGAUGCGGAGCUGGCGCAGCACAUUGAGCUGGUGGGCGAUGGCAUACGACCGCAGCACUGCAGCAUUAUUCUCAAGGGUGGCGUUGCCACGCUGCAUCCCCGCCCGCAGGCCCAGUGCUGGGUGAAUGCGCAUCUCAUAGACGAGCCUAGGCAGAUCUCACAGGGUGAUAUCAUAUUGCUGGGACGCACCAACAUUUUUCGCUUCAACAAUCCCACCGAGGCAGAAAAGCUGCGCAAAGACUUGCAUCGCUCACAAUUGGAUAUGUCGCGUCUGUCUUUGAUAACCUCGUCGCGGGAGAACCUGCUCACAUGCAGCACCUACUUGGACGAGGAUGCCAUGACAGGCAGCACCUCGUCGCCCUAUAAACGAUCCGAUCGCCAGUAUUAUCCACAGCGCCCCACGUCACGCGAUGAUCCCGAACUGCAGGAUGAAAACCGCAAAAUACUUGAUACCAUUGAGAAUGCACUCAAGCAGCUGAAUGUGGAGCGCGUUCAGAUGCACGACCAAUACAAGACGAAGGUGCGAAAGCUAACCGAGGAACUCAAGCGCCUCGAGCUGGAGAAAAUGGAUGGCAUGCAGUUAUUGAAAUGUCGCGAACAGGAGCUGCUUGCCCGCAAGGAUAUGCUGCUGUGGGAAAAGAAUAACGAGAAAGUUCAGAUCGACAUUGUGUGUAGACAAAUAUCAGCGUUUCAAACGCAGCUCGACUCAAAGAAACGCGAUUUCUCAGAGUAUGUAGCCAAAGAAUUGCAGGAGCUGCAUGAUUGUGGCAAACUUGACGAGAUGGGUGUAAAGAUUGAGGAGGGAACUCCGCUAAAUGAUGAGCUGCUGCUGCACGUCUCCGACUCGCUAGAUUUGUUUGCAGCGCAGUUUAUCAAGGAUACGGUACGAAGAAAUAAUGAGGAGAUCCGCAGGCUGGACGAGCAAAUAGCCGAAAAGGAGCGCAUACUCAAUGCCAGCACCACUAAAAUAGCCAAAGUUGAUGAGACCAUGCUGGAAAUACAGGGGCAAUUGGAGCGUUUGCGCCAGGAGCGUGCUGAAAGCGAGAAGGAGUCCCAGGCGAUGAGGGUCAAAAAACAGGGCAUGCAAUUGCAGAUACCAAGUGCAAAUGAUACGGACGAUGUGUCCAAAUCGGACACUUAUGAAACCUGUGAUACCUUUCAUACGGCACACUCGGAUUUCUCGCUCUUGUCAUCGCCUACCAUAACAGAGGGUCAGCAGUCGCCGCUGAGCAAUUUCUCGUGCGAGGCAGAAGACGAGGCUGAGGAUACGCGCAAGGAUGACUUCUCAGGCAGCAGCGAGGAUACAUCGCGCACCUGCACUGCCGGUCCCAGCAGUGGCAGUGGCAACACUUCAAUGGCGCCCAGCUCGCAGGCAAUCAUGAGCGACAGCGGCGUAUGCCUGGACAGUCGAAAUCAGGCGCUGCUCCAAAACGGUGCUGGCGGCAAUUAUAGACAGACCACGCGCACCAGCGACGAGGAGACGGGCUCCUGUUCGUCUUGUGAGCUGGGACGCAACUCGGGCAUGACGCGCGCCUACUGUCCAUUGCAUGCGCAGCGUCGCAAAAUUGCCGCUCAGAAGGCUUUAAUUAUGAAAAAUCUAGAAACAGAUCUUAACAAAGUUCAGCUUGAUGAGCAAAUUGCGGUUCUGCAGGACCUUCAGCGAAGCUACAUACAUAUGGAACAGGAAAUGCUGCAAACGGUACAGGAUCUUGAAUCUCAUACGCAGUGUUGUGCGGAUGAACGUGCUGGCAUGGAAAGGCAGUACGAGCUGGCCAGCUCUAUAAUGCGCUCCAGUGCGAUGAGUCCAACCAGCAUGGAGGAGUCCACCUCGCAAAUCUAUUCGCCCAGCAUGACAAGAUCGUGCCCAUCCAUGAGGGAAUUUCCUGAAGGCGAGCAUUUCAUCACCAUACCAAGUUUUGUGAUGCGCGGAGCUGGCAAGCAGACGCACUACGAGUACGAGGUGCGAAUCGCACUGCCCGAUGGCAAGCUAAACAUUUUGCGCCGAUAUAGUCGCUUUCGUGAGCUGCACUUGUGCAUGAAGCACUGCUAUGGUGCCAAGAUCUCUGCUUUGCCUUUCCCACGCCGGGAACUCUUUGCCUCAAAUAGUGAGCCGGUGGCAAAGCAUCGUCGCCGUUUGCUAGAGCUCUAUUUGCGUCGCCUGUUCGUCGUUUGCUCAAAAAUUCCACAGUGUCCAAUUUAUGAUGGACCCGGGGGGCCUGGCCUCACGCGUGCCUCGCUUGUUCAGCUGUCGUCUUUUUUCAAGAAGGGCCUGUUCGAGAACGGAAAGCACGGGACGGGAUAAUAGUUAACCUACUGCUGAAUUAUCUCCUGCCUACAGUGUGUCUAUUUAUUUAUUUGUAUUAUCUGCUUAGCUAUAUGACCAACAACAUGGACCUGUUUUAAGUAGCUAGCCCAAGUUAUCCAUAGAAUUUAAACUCAAUUAUGUAACUAUAUGUAAGUGCUUGUUUGUACUAUUUAUGUAUGUAUAUAAGACCACCAGUGUCCUUCCAAUAUGUUAUUACUUUUAUACCAAUAGUAAUAUAUACAUACAUAACUGUAUAAACAUUAAUAAUCACUGUAUGGAGCUUUACCUUAAACCGAUUGUAAAUCUAACUGCCAAUGGCAUUCUUGUAUUGUAUAUAUAUACGUGCACAUAUUGACUUCCCAAUGGUUGAGAUUUAUUUAUACGUUUUGUUGGUUUGUUUACAAACAGCUUGCGCCAGAAAUUGAUAUGUGGCGUAUUUUAAAAUAGCUAAUUUUUGCUCUAGUUAAAUAUUUUAUACUUAUAUUGUGUGUACGUGGAACUUCCAUAAGUUAUUCCAGUUAUUCAGUCUGUGAUUAUCUAAUGAAAGUUAUAUGACAAAAAUCUAAAUCCAAACAAAUUACGUAACUGAACAUUUCACGAGAAUAUAAAAGUCCAACUAAAACCUGUAUAUGUUAACCGUAAGCUAGAUAUAAACAUAAUUGAACACUGAUGGGUCAUGGGUAGGCAGAUGUUUAGCAGUAGGUGAUAAGCAAUAUAUAGUUUCUAAGUAACCAUAAGUUGAUCGUCGCAAUUACAAUACACUAAUUAUGAGUACAACUAACCGCAAAAACAUUAAAUGUUAAUUAUAUAAGGCUUAGAAUAAGCACUUUACCCUAAUGAGAAUUGAUCGUUAAAGUUGCUCGAUUGCAAUUACGGAAACAAUAAUAUAGUCUAAAUGUUACAAUAAAUUCAUAUAUAUAUA